AGGGUUGGAGGAUCUUAAAGUUGCUGGUCUUAUUUCUUUGGAGGGUGCUAAGUGGGAUAAAGACCUCCUGGAAGAAUUAUUUGUUAGCAGAGAUGAGUGUUUGAUCCGAAGUAUUCCGUUGAGCAGGAGAGAGGUGCCGGAUCGUGUUAUUUGGAAGGGGGAAGUUAAUGGUAAGUUUUCGGUACGCAGCUGCUAUCGGAGGCUUAUCGGGGAGCUGCAACCAGAUGGAUGGCAAGGCUGGACUGCUGCUUGGAAUUGGGAUUUACCACCAAAAAUCAAAACCCUUUUCUGGCAGAUUUGUAGCAAUUUUCUGCCCACCACGGUGAAUCUCCGACUAAGAAGAGUUGCGUGUUUAGAACGUUGUGGGCUGUGUGGGGCGGAAGAUGAAUCACUGCUGCAUUUAUUCGUGGUUUGUCCAGAGGCGGCAGAGGCAUGGAGAUCAGUUGGGUGGUGUUUUGACAGAUUGCAGGUGCUGAAUUUUUUGGAAUGGCUGAAAAGGGUGUUUGAGAGCAAAAGAGGUGAUGAUUUGUGUAAGGUGGCCUGGGGUUGUUGGGGGAUUUGGUCGGAACGAAAUAGGCGGGUUUGGCAACAUGAGUUUCUUAGCCCGAGACAGUUUAUGCAAAAGGCUUGGGGCUUUGUGAAUGGAUGGAGGUCUGCGCAAUCCAAGGAGAGCAGGCCGGAGCAGGGAGCAAUUGGAACGGUGCAGCGGUGGAGGCGACCGCAGGAGGGCUGGUUGAAGGCCAACGUUGAUGCAGCUGUUGGCAGUCAGGGGAGAGGCCUAGGCUGGGUACUUCGGGAUGCCGCUGGGUCUUUUGUUGCGGCAGGAGUACAAAGUUGGAAUGGAGAUUGUUCUCCAUUGGAAGCAGAGCUUUUAGGUAUUCGGGAGGUUUUAAGUUGGCUGAAGGAACAAGCUUGGGAUAACGUGGAGAUUGAAUCAGAUUCUUCUUUGGCGGUUUCAGAAAUUCAGGGAGGAACAAGUUGGUCUUCGGGAGGGCUAUUGGCAGAAGACAUACGCGAAAUUAGCUCGGGAUUUAAUAAUCUUUCUUUUUCUUUCAUUCGACGGUCAGCGAACAGGGUUGCCCAUAUGUUAGCUAAGGCAGCCUGUUCUAUGUCUGAUAGUCAGUUUUGGGUGAAUUCACCCCCGAGUUGUAUUAUGAAGGCUCUAUCUUUUGACCUUAUUAAUGAUAAUUAAGCUGGUUUUUUCCAAAAAAAAAAAAAAAUGGUCCUGAUUUAAAAACAAAAAC
Messenger RNA from Cuscuta epithymum, 1244 nucleotides. The record is from the annotation of a GenBank genome assembly. NCBI's taxonomy places the organism in Eukaryota, Viridiplantae, Streptophyta, Magnoliopsida, Solanales, Convolvulaceae.